Molecule: messenger RNA, 1532 nt
Organism: Bolinopsis microptera
Lineage: Eukaryota; Metazoa; Ctenophora; Tentaculata; Lobata; Bolinopsidae
Exons: 9
Coding region: 106-1257 (383 amino acids)
Source: RefSeq, a predicted model, not a curated record
AGUGUACAUGUACAAUGAAGAUUGACAAGUUGUUACCUUUGAUUGUAACGUUCGUCAUAACUAUUCAGGCCAGGCUGUUAUACAAGCUACGAGCAGAAUGUUGGUAUGUUUCCGGACUCCCAGAAAUUAUCAACGAGAGAAUUCAGGAGUUUAGAAAGUUGUCAGGAAUGGUGUGAUGAUACUCCCCGCUGUAAAGGAGUAGCCGUGAGUCCCGCGAAUUGGGCUUUACGAGAGUGCUUUCUGGUGGGCACUACGCACAUAACAGCAAGGAGUGGAUGGACUGCUAGUUCUCUAACUGAUUGUGACCAGGGAGCCGAAUUAGAGAAAAUACCAAUAGUAAAAUCUGACGCAGCAAACUGGUAUCGUUACGACAUGACACCGGACAAAGCUCACGAUGGAGAUUACAGCACGUACUACAGUGCUCGACACGGUGAUUUGCAAAACUGGCUAAAACUUUCCCUAUCAGGGAGGUACGAGAUAGCAGUCGUUAAGAUAACCAACAGGUUAAGUUGCUGUCAAGAGAGGAUUAUUGACACUGCCGUCAAGGUCUACAGUGGCGGGAUAGAAACGGGCGACUGCGGCACAAUCUCAGCUUCAGAUAUUGACUCUGAUCACCCAACGGAUCCAGAAGCUCAAACAUACACCAUGAACUGUAACAAUGCGGAAGGAGAUAUGAUCAUGAUAACAGAUUCACCCUCGGACAAGUUGGGCCAUGCUAUCUCUGAAGUGGUGGUAUAUAUAGUUUCAUGUGAAGAAGGCACCUAUCGGGAUGCUUCUAUGACGAAAUGUGCUAAAUGCAACAUUGGAGAGCAACCUAACAAUGCAAAAACGGCUUGCAUUCCAUGCAAGGCAGGGACCUUCAAGGACGGUUCACUGUCAGUAUGCAAGCAGUGUCCCACAAACAGUUAUAGUGCGGAGAGAGCAGGGCUGUGUAUCACGUGUCCUAGAGGGUCGCAUGCUUCCGAGGAUCACAUUCGUUGUGUUUCUUGCGAGAGUCUGCCUUCUAACUGGAAGGAGAUUAUAACAGAAACACAGUUCCCCCUCCCACCUGGAGCUGAAGUUUCCCUGAAGUGUAGUCCCGGGCACACUCUGACUGGAGACAGCACUCUCACAUGUGUUGAGGGAACUAACUUUUCCUCAAUGAACACCCCCCUCAUGUGUGCUAGACACGUGCGGGUCCCUCCUGGACACAGCAAACCUAGGAACAAGUACAGAGUUCCCGGUGCAGUACGGUGUUGUGAUGACAGUGGACUGUGAGACUGGGCACUAUCUGUCAGGAGCAGACACUAUCACCUGUAUCAAGGAUAGGAUAUACAAGUCGCACCAGGAUCCUCUUUGUAUUGCAAAGAGCUGCACGCGGCUGCCCCCUGAGAUCACACACCUACAGACAGACACGCAGUUCCCGGUGACUUACAGCACUACAGUACAAGUACAGUGUUCGGAGGGAAGGGAGCUAAGGGGGGACCUUGUGAUCACGUGUGACCAGGAUACUGACUUCCUCUUCCAGGAGAAACCUCGCUGUAAUGAACUAG